AUGGCUGACUACUUAGGCAUAGUGCUCCUGGUUCUGCUCUCUGUGGAUGCAAGGGCAGGGCUGCUGCUGGAAGGUGCUAGGCCCUACAUUUCCCUAAUUGACGUGUCCAAUGGGGGACGCUGGGGUGACUGGGCCUGGCCUGAGAUGUGUCCAGAGGGGUUUUAUGCCAAUGGAGUCAGCUUUAAGGUAGAGCCACCCCAGGGGUCCCACAGGGAUGACACAGCACUGAAUGGGAUCCGACUGCACUGCUUCCAGGGAAAAGCCCAGGACAGCAUGUACACAGUGGAGUCCCAGAGUGGCAAGUGGGGUAUCUGGUCUCAGCCCAAGUGGUGUCCCCAUUAUGGCUACCUGGUGCGCUUUUCACUGAGGGUCCAGCCCCCACAACAUGGCUUUCUUCAUGAUAACUUGGCAGCCACCAAUGCCCGUUUUACCUGCUCUGGUGGGGAGACCCUAGAGCCACCAGGGCCAGACUGGGGGGAGUGGGGUGUCUGGAGUCAGUCAUGCACUAAAGGUAUAUGUGGCAUCCAAACACGGCAGGAGGCCCCCCGGGGAAUGGGAAAAGAUGACACAGCCCUCAAUGAUGUACGCUUCUUCUGCUGCAACCACUGA
This is a messenger RNA of Alligator mississippiensis (American alligator), 609 nucleotides long. Its product is annotated as vitelline membrane outer layer protein 1 homolog. NCBI's taxonomy places the organism in Eukaryota, Metazoa, Chordata, Crocodylia, Alligatoridae. The coding region runs from base 1 to 609 and encodes 202 amino acids. The transcript is spliced from 3 exons. The record is from RefSeq and is a predicted model, not a curated record.